CUCUCAUAUAUCAUAUUCUUUCUGGACACUGCAUAUUUCAUUACACUCACAACGAAUUUUCUUUUUUUUUUUCUUGUGCUAAUCUGUUCGGAUCAAUAUUAUUAGCCAUGAAGAGACAAAGAAACAAUGAAGGGUCAGAGAACUCAGGUUUGGAAAAUUGUCUGAUGUUGCUCUCUUGUCCACAAGAAAACAAGAAGGCACAACAGAAAAGUUUUGGGCAUGUAGAAUUUGAGUGCAAGACCUGCAACCGCAAGUUCUCGUCCUUUCAAGCCCUUGGUGGCCACAGGGCUAGCCACAAGAGGGUGAAACUUGACGGGGAAGAACUCAAAGCACAAGCCAAAUCUCUGAGCUUGUGGAAUAAACCCAAAAUGCACGAGUGCUCUAUUUGUGGCCUGGAAUUCUCACUGGGCCAGGCACUGGGAGGCCACAUGAGAAAGCACAGAGCUGCCAUGAACGAAGGGUUUCCUUCUAUCAACCAAGUCAUUGCAAAAACCCCAGUUCUGAAAAGAUCGAGUAGUACGAGGAUUAUGUGCUUGGACUUAAACUUCACGCCUCUGGAGAAUGACUUACUGUUCGGAAAAAAGUCAACACCAGUUCCUCUUUCUUUGUUCUGAUCAACUUUACAUUUUUACUCUUUCUUGUCACAUGUAUUCUUUCCAUUUUUUUA
Molecule: messenger RNA, 667 nt
Organism: Gastrolobium bilobum
Lineage: Eukaryota; Viridiplantae; Streptophyta; Magnoliopsida; Fabales; Fabaceae
Product: zinc finger protein ZAT11-like
Exons: 1
Coding region: 108-614 (168 amino acids)
Source: RefSeq, a predicted model, not a curated record